CGCACCCACCAACUCAGAUCGCCAUGACUAGGAACAUUGACACAAGUGCGGAUGAUCUUGUUAUCGAGCCCAUCGGAGAAGCUAUCGCCAUAUAUGAUGAAGUUUUGGAAGAGCUUCGCAAGUUCAUGCCUAAAGAUUCCCGUGCCGUCGAGCUUGCCACGUUUUUCAUCGGUGGUAACAAUGAAGUGAGCAAUAUAGACACUCAGAUGAUGAUAAUAUUCUCACAUGUCAUCAACCAGGACAUCCUCCAGGGUGCCGGCUAUCGCCACUUCGCAAGCCUUGCCAACAGACCCAGCCCAGACUCCCUUGCAGCUUUCAACCAGAUCAUCCGCAAGAUUACUCAGCAAAGCAUCAACACCCACGACGCAAUGCUUCCUCACCUCAUCUACAAGAUCUCCAACGUGCGCGAGCCACCUGCCACCAGUCCUAACAAGCUGCUCGAUGCAACCCCAGCCAUGCUCUUCGAAGUCAUCCGCCCUCGUCUUCAGCUCGGUAACGACCUUCACAUGACCUUCGAUAGGGUUGGCAGAACCACCAUUGACGGUCUCGAGCGUUUGAAGAAGCAGAAUGAGGAGUGGUCGAAGAUCUGGAACAAUGGAUUGAAGCAGCUGGAGCCAAAAAUUGUCGAGCUGAGCUUCAAUCAGGUCAAGAGCGCUAUACUGAGCUUAGAGAGAACGAUGAUGGGUUGCCUUCGUACUAUUCACACCCACCACAUGAAGAAGGGCUGG
Aureobasidium vineae is the source of this 728-nucleotide messenger RNA. The record is from the annotation of a GenBank genome assembly. Lineage: Eukaryota; Fungi; Ascomycota; Dothideomycetes; Dothideales; Saccotheciaceae.